UCGGGACAUUUUCCUCGCCAUCCGAGUCGAUCGCAGCGCUACCAUUGGUGGUAUUGAGUACAACGUACGCCGAGUUUUCCUUUUCCCAUUCCGUAACUCGACGUCGUUGUGAACACGUCUGUGCCGGUUGUUUGUCCCAUCAUCGCGCUUUGAACGCUUUUGUGUACAUGAACUUUUGAAAAAGUUUCUAACUCGGUUUCCGGUACGAAAGGAACAACAAAUGCGCUUUUGGAUAACUGUUUACAAUAUAUUGUGACUGUUUAAUGUUUGUUCGUCUUGUUAUAGAGGAAUACAAUGAAAAAGUGGUGAAGUGUUAGAAAUAAUUAAAAAAAAAGGACUUAAGAUUGGUGUUGUGUAAGAUUAACUUGAUUAUUAAACCAAAGCCUUUUGUUGCGGAAUGAGAACCUAGUGCUACACGGAUUUUGUUCAGGAUUUUUAAGCUCAAUCUGUGGACGCAGCAAUGGAUCUUUUAAGUGAGAAGGCUGAUUACUGGAAAAUCACAUUCCUCGCUUUGCAAUUAGUUACGGUUGUCAGCGUAGCCAUGUCGGAUGAUAUAAAGGACACGAGGGAGGGUGACGACGUCACUCUCGAGUGCCGCUUCGCACCCCAGACUUCCAGGGAGUCCCUCACGUACUAUUGGGCGAGGAGCAAUCGACAAACGCACGAUAACGUCGCCAUCGGACCCGUGCCUCUUGACAACAAUUACAGAUUGAAUUACCAUCCUGAGAAGGGUGUUUACGACCUGUUAAUAUCAAACGCGAGCUACGACCGAGAUAAUGGCAAAUUCGAAUGUAAGGUUAAAGCGGGCGGAUCGGGGGCUAAUUUACAUGCCCAACGGUACACGCUGACCGUGUUGACGGUACCUCACCAACCCGAAGUUGCCCAAGGGACCUACGUGACUGCCACCGAAGGCAAACCACUUAACCUCACGUGCUCCACCGUAGGCGGCUCUCCGGACCCUAGCGUACGAUGGUACAGAGAUGGUUCGACGUAUCCUCUAAAUGCAGAAUUGAAGAAUGGUGGGUCAAGAGAUCAGCCUACAACAGCAACUUUGUCGUUGGUUCCUGACAAGGAAGACGACGGAAGCAUUUUCAGCUGUGAAGUGUGGAAUCGUGCCAUGCAGGACGGAACAAAGUUGAAAACCACUGUGACCUUAAACGUUAAUUAUUUUCCUCGUGUAGAGGUAGGUCCAGAGAAUCCUUUACGCGUCGAAAGAGAUUCGUCGACAACUCUCGAAUGUACUGUAGAUGCAAAGCCCAAAGUGAACACCAUCCGUUGGACCCGUAACGGCCGUUUCAUAAGUUCGUCAAACAGUCACAUCCUGCAUAGAGUGAGCAUCCAGGAUGCCGGAAAAUACACUUGCAGUGCGGACAAUGGCUUGGGAAAAGUUGGAGAGAAAGAAAUUACCUUGGAUGUCUUGUACUCGCCUGUUGUCGUCCUUGAAGCGAAAACAAAGGAAGCCGAAGAAGGGGAAGCAGUAUCCAUCAAAUGCAACAUCACGUCAAAUCCCCUUCCGGCCACAGUGGAAUGGAUCAAAGAUGGAAAGCCGGAUUUCCGCCAAUCUGGACCAAUACUAAAAUUAAACCACGUAACAGCCGAAAAUACUGGUACAUACAUCUGUCGUGCCGUCAAUUACAUUACACCAAGUGCACCACCCUUACGUAAAAUAGAAAAAAUCGGAAACGCAUCAAUUGCACUCCUUAUCAGACAUAAACCUGGAAGGGCCAGGAUUAUGCCAGAUAAGCCCAUUGCUACUGAAGGAUCUCCCGUCACUCUCACAUGCACUGCAACACCUCCUGGCUGGCCUGCACCCCAAUAUAGAUGGUUCCGACCUGGAAAUGACGGUCAACAAACAGUCUUAGCCACCGGAACCAAAUACACCAUUCCCAACGUCCAUCUCAACAGCGAAGGCGUUUACUAUUGUCAAGCUACUAACGAACUAGGGCAUGGAGAAGUUGCUUCCGUUAAUUUAGAAGUACAUCAGCCUCCCAGUUUUAAACAGAAACUGAAACCUUUAGAAACUAAGGCUGUCGGAAAUCCAAAUUUCUCAGUGAUCUGUAGUGCGAAGGGAAAACCGAAACCGUCAAUCAGAUGGCUCAAGGAUAACGAAGAACUCACGCCCGAUACUCACAUGUUCGAAGUCUCCACCGAUGUUUUCGAAACUAGUAGCGGAACCGUCAACAUUAACAGCGAACUGAGAUUCAAAGGCAAGGCAAGACCAAAUGGUAACGAACUCCUUCCGUCCGAUCGAGGAGUUUACACAUGCACAUUCGAAAACGAAGUUAAAAAGACUGAAUCUAGCAUGCACCUAAGAAUUGAACAUAAACCAAUCGUUCUUCAUCAGUAUAACAAAGUGGCUUACGACUUGCACGAAACUGCUGAAGUUGUAUGCAAGAUUCAGGCAUAUCCAAAACCUGAAUUUAAAUGGUUUUAUGGUUCAAACAUGUCACCGUUGCUGUCUUCUUCGGAGGGCCAUUACAAAGUUACGACAACUGGUGACGACAACGACGUGUACACCAGUCUCUUGAGGAUAGCGAACAUUAAACAGAAUGAUUACGGCGAGUACAACUGCCAAGUCGUUAACAAUCUCGGAAGUAUAGAGACCAGGAUAAGACUUCAGCCGAAAGGUGCACCUGAGAAACCAACAAAAGUCACAGCGUUAUACGUCGGUCCUAAUUUCGUCACCCUCAACUGGGAGCCUGGUUUUAACGGUGGAAUUUCGGCAACUAAAUAUUUCGUCUCGUACAAAAAGGUUCCCAGUAACGAGGAUAUUAUAGUGGAAGGUUGUGGAAUGGUCAGCAGGAACGCCGAUUGGUUAGAAGUGGAUUGUCAGCAAAACGUCCCCUGUAACGUGACCCACUUAGAUCAACAUCACAGUUACGUCUUCAAGGUGAAAGCUUUGAAUACAAAAGGAAACAGCGACAAUUCUCAGGAAGUGCGAGUGACGACAAGAGUUGACCGCAUCCCUUUACCGCAGAGAGUCGCUUUCGACCCAACUACUCAAGGUCUGUCCGUAAAUGUGCCCGCAACAUGUCUGCCUCUUGUUGCCGUUGUCGAAAUGAUUAACAGCGAAAGUUUUCCUUUAACUUCGUGGCAAGUUGUUGACACCCUUCCUCUUCAGACGUCCGGCCUUGUUGCGACUUACAAGGAAGCCAUCUUGGAGCAGGGCAAUCGACGCACUUAUCCUGCUGUAGAAGAACCAAUAGGAGUCGGUGACGAUGAUAAUGUCAGAGUUAGAGUGAAACUUUGUCUUAGAACUCAUCACGAUCACUGCGGAGAUUACGUUGAAGCAGAAUUGGGACCAGCGUACAUCAAAGAAGCCUCUGCCUUAGCAACCCCCACAUUAAUAGCCAUCGUUGUGUCAUGUAUAGUUUUCGUACUUUUCGUUGGACUACUGUUGAUGUUCUGUCGUUGUAAACGUAACCAGUCGAAAAAAUCUCAAGCCAAAGAUUACGAAAUGGAUUCUGUGAGACCGACCAUAGUUUCUCAACAAAAUCAGGCACCUCCUCCGUAUUAUCCACCCUCUGGAAUGGAAAAUAAGGCAUUGGAACACUCUUUAGACUUAGCCCUGGCUAUGGAGGAUCCUAAGAAUCCAGUCUAUGCGACUCAAAACGGUUACGGUUACGUUCCCAAUCCGAACAUGCAAGGACAUCAAAAUAUCAACAAUGGAGAAUGGGCUAACAUGGGUUACAUGGAUUCAAAUUAUUCCAAUUCGAACAAUGGAGGAAGCGUGAACUCUCAAGAUUCAUUGUGGCAAAUGAAAAUGGCGGCAGCGUCUAGUAACUCAAACAACCAACUCCAGAACCCACACAUAGAACAUCAGAACACGUAUGGUUACGAUCCCAUAACUCAUGGGGGCUACGGAGCCAUAGACGAUUACGCCCCAUAUCCUCACAUCACGACCCAGAGCAACCACGGUGACGAUUACAUGAGAAACAGCAACAAUCCGUCCCGUCAGGAAUAUAUCAGUAAUGACCCAUAUGCAGCUGUCCACAAACCAAAGAAACGUAUUGAACAACAUAUCGAUUCACCAUACCAUGAUGUGAACGGUCUCCCUGACCCAUAUCUGGAACAGAUGGAAGACGAAAAACCUCCCCAACACAUGUCUCUUAGCUACGAAGAAAGUUUAGAGAGUGGUUAUUCAACUCCUAACUCACGGACAAGGCGCGUUAUUCGUGAAAUAAUUGUUUAAAAGGACAGCUUUAAACACUAGAAUAUAUCACUGCUGUGGACUACUUACAAAAACUAAAACAGUGCAUAUUCCAGUUUGAUUGCGUGUUUUUCCUUAACGAAUAAACUUAUUAAUAAUUAUUAUUAAUAAAUAAUUAAAUCUGCUAUACAACGCUGACAACAUCAAGAAAACUGACUUUGUAAAUGUAAAGUAUUCGUGUCGUUAUUAAAAUAUUUUUAGUGUAAUCAUUCACUAAUUUUUAUAACACAUACACAGACACAUACACACGGGGUACAAGGCGAAGAACGACAGGAAGUUUGCUUUCUUUUGUGUACCUGAUCUAAUAUGUUUUAUUGAUAGUAUUGUACUUGUAAUUUACCGGACUAGAACUUGCACGUAGAACACUGUGCCGAACAAUUUUUCUUUUCUUCUUUCUUGUAGGAACGACCAAUUAAUUUUUUGAAUAGAUUUCGGAAAAUAAGUGCCUUGCUGUCUUUUUAUUUCAGUUUUGUUUGAAUUGUUUAAAGGUAAGCAGUUAUGAUACAAGACUUACAAUAUUAUUUUUCUUGGAGUUGUAUUAGUUUAUUCAGUUAUAAUUUCUUUUCUUUUUGAUUAUUUAAUAACUGAUUGAACUUUAAAGGAGAUAAAUUGUUCGGAACUUUGUUCUUGCCUUUUCAACAAGUUAAUUUUAUUAAUAUCAUUGGACACACUUGUUGAUGUUUGCAGUGAUUGAAUGCACAGAACUGCCAUGACUUAAUUAUAUAUAAGGAGAUCAUUCCUUUUGCCAUUUUAAUGCCACACGGUCAAAAUAAAUCGCUAAUUACUAAGCCUAUUAACGAAGGGGCAAAUUUUAGUGGUGAUUAAAUAAUUAAAUAAUUUAAAAAUGCCACAGCACUCGACUUACACUAAAAUUAGUAGCUAUAUUUUGUGGACGUUAGCAAUACGAAAUAUUUUCUUUUAAUAUUUAUUUUGCGACUUUAUUUAUUAUUAUUAUUAUUACAUUCGCCACAUUGUAUUAUUAUUUCUCUAUUGAGAAAGGGAUAUCGAAAUAAUUUUUGAAUAAUUGUGAUAUUAUUUAGUUAGUGGGAGUGCCAAUAUCACCGAAGAGAAUACUUGUAUUGUACUUGAAAACUGUCACUGAUAACACAGGGAAUAAAUGUUAUAAUUAACGUUUGCAUGUACAGUUUUUCGAACUUGUAUUAUAAUAUAAACACUAUUUUCGAAAACGUUGAAAGUUUUCAGAUACAACAGACAUUACUUUAAGAUAGUACUUAAAAUAAAAAAUGAGAAAAAUUAAAAAAAAAGCUAAGGUAACAUACUUGGAGUGAAAGCCUCUGCGAUACAGAAGUUGUAAUACAAUUUGUGAAUUUGCGUGUACUUAUUUGUAUUUGUUGUGCAUAUGUGUACGAAUUGAAAUGAAUCGUGUCUUUAUAUACAAAUAUUUUCCCUUUGUUUUAUUUUCUUGUAAAAUUCGAUUUUAUGUAUUUUGUAUGUAAGUACGUACCUAUUUGUUUUUUGUAUAUGUAUUUAAGAGUCGCGAAGACUUUCGUAAUUUGUUGCUGAUGAUGAAAUAGUGUAAGAAACCGUAAAUUUUCUAUUUUCAGAGAAUUUACGAUUUCGAAGAGAAUAACGAGUGGCAGCAAUUAUUCCUUACCUUUUCUUUUUUCUAUUACACUGACUGGGGUAAGAAAUAAUUGUGUUUGGUACAGAUUAUUGUAAGAAAUGCUCAAAAAAUAAAAGUAUUGAUCUCAGAGAUUCAAAUGCAGCAAUCUCUUAGACACGAAUAUUAUAAUGGGCCGAAGGCAAGAAUUUUGUUUCUGUAUAUAAUUAUAAAUUUCAAAGA
Agrilus planipennis (emerald ash borer) is the source of this 6014-nucleotide messenger RNA. RefSeq names its product hemicentin-2 (gene ed). Gene Ontology annotation, molecular function: cell adhesion molecule binding. Gene Ontology annotation, biological process: cell-cell adhesion. The record is from RefSeq and is a predicted model, not a curated record. The transcript has 10 exons. Bases 461 to 4192 code for a protein of 1243 amino acids. Lineage: Eukaryota; Metazoa; Arthropoda; Insecta; Coleoptera; Buprestidae. Gene Ontology annotation, cellular component: cell-cell junction.